Molecule: messenger RNA, 1627 nt
Organism: Corythoichthys intestinalis (scribbled pipefish)
Lineage: Eukaryota; Metazoa; Chordata; Actinopteri; Syngnathiformes; Syngnathidae
Gene: smndc1
Product: survival motor neuron domain containing 1
Exons: 6
Coding region: 159-878 (239 amino acids)
Biological process (GO): regulation of alternative mRNA splicing, via spliceosome; mRNA processing
Cellular component (GO): nucleus; precatalytic spliceosome; cytoplasm
Molecular function (GO): RNA binding
Source: RefSeq, a predicted model, not a curated record
GAGCCAAAUCGAGAUUUUCUGUGUUAUCGUGAUAUUUCCAUUGCGAGACUUCCUGCAACGGAAGUAGGACGUCCAUUAUUGUUGUUCACCAAAGCCCUUGUUUUUUUUUUGCCGUGAAUGCUCACGUAAAUUUAUAUUUCAGCCAGAAUAAUACAGAGAUGUCGGAGGACUUGGUGAAACAGCUCGGCAGCUACAAAGCUCAACUGCAGCAGGUUGAGGUUGCCUUGUCUACCGACCAAGAAAAUGAGGAUCUCCUCAAGCUACAGAAAGACUUACAGGAGGUCAUCGACUUGACGAAAGACCUCCUGGCCUCGCAGCCUGCGGAUGCAGCUCCAAGUGCCAACGGUGCCGCUCCAGCACCUAUCAGGCACAUCUGGAAAGUGGGAGACAAGUGUUUGUCCGUGUGGAGUCAGGACGGACAAGUGUAUGAGGCUGAGAUUGAGGAGAUAGACCACGAGAACAGCACGGCCGCCGUCACGUUCACCGGCUACGGAAACGCCGAAAUCAUCCCUUUGCAAAACCUCAAAGCGGUGGAGGAUCGCAGGCGCCUUGAGGAUGACCUCGGCUUAUCCAGGAACAAAUCAAGAAAGGAGCAGAUCGCUGAGCAACGAGAAUAUAAAAAGAAGAAAGCCCAGAAGAAGGUACUGAGGAUGAAGGAACUGGAACAGGAGAGAGAAGACCAAAAAUCCAAGUGGCAACAAUUUAACAACAAAGCUUAUUCGAAAAAUAAGAAAGGACAGGUUAAGAGAAGCAUAUUUGCAUCUCCAGAAAGUGUGAACGGCAAAGUAGGGGUGGGCACUUGUGGAAUCGCAGACAAGCCCAUGACGCAGUACAACGACACGUCCAAAUACAACGUCAGGCAUUUAAUGCCGCAGUGACCCCCGCGUCUCCUGUAAAUACUCACCUGUCCCCCGCUGUAUACUGAAUAUAACAGUGUUGUGUAUUUUGUGUGUAAACACGAUUCAAAAAGGAGGAGACGCUUGCACACCACUGAAGUGAUGCAUUGAUGUAGUUUUCUUAAUAUUGUGCAAGUAGAACAAAAGCUGUCCAAAUUAGACUGGAAGCCACUCUGCUUUGUAAACUGGCUCGCCUGUUAUGUACAAACAGGAAGUUAGCUACUUGUGCCCUAAUUCCACACACAGGCUACAAACCUGCCGCACUGUGGAUCAAGCGCAACACUUCUCAGAAUUGGUGUGCAAUGGUGAAGAUGUAUUUUGAUUUCUUUUGGAGUAAGAACAUCAAUAACAGCAUUGAUGGCCUGAUGUAUUUUGAUUUCUUUUGGAGUAAGAACAUCAAUAACAGCAUUGAUGGCCUGAAUUAGAUUUGUUAUGCCCUUUGAUUUCUGUAUUUAUAAAAGUCAAAUAAACAUCCAUUUGUUGAGUUUUAUAAAUGACUGUCAGCUUAUCAUUGGAUUACUUGUCGAUGUCAAACAUACAUCAAUGAGAACAUCUAGUAGAAAAGUGAGUAUCCAAUGGCCUAACCAGUAUUAUGUCUGUACAAUACACCUGCUAACCUAAAUGUGGAUGAAAAAUUAAAGCAAUGCUGAUAAAAAGGCCACAAAAGCACUGAUCUUUUGUCCCCAAAUUGUGAGUAAAUGUACGUGACUGGUAUACAGUAACUUCAAUUU